Molecule: messenger RNA, 2499 nt
Organism: Paramuricea clavata
Lineage: Eukaryota; Metazoa; Cnidaria; Anthozoa; Malacalcyonacea; Plexauridae
Source: the annotation of a GenBank genome assembly
AUGUUCUAUGUAUUAGAUGUUAUCUAUGCAAGAUACAAAGAAACCCUGAUGACGCUGGUCAAACGUGCCGCAGACUCUGAUGAUGCUGCUAUCAUCGCUGGAGGGUUAUACCAUAAGCUAGCCAGUGGACACAUGAUCCUCACCUGUGUUGUUUUGAAGAAAGCUCUAGCUAUAACCACAAACCUAAGUGAUCUCCUACAAAGCUCACAGUUAGAAUGGACAACAGGCCUCAUAAUAUAGCGGACCACAGGACCAUUGGUCCCAGAAAAUUUUUGAGGUUGGCAGAAAAAAAUGGAGGGUAAAACUUAAAACUCUCCAAAGAAAAAAAGUAAAGAGAAAGAAAUGGAAAACAGAAAGGAAGAAAAUGAGAAAAAAUGACAUAAUUGAAUAAUAAGCUGUAGGUAGUGAACUAGUGAUGUUUGCAACAUGCAAGUAAUACAAGUUUCCAAUAUACCAUUACAGGCGGCACUCCAGAAGCCUGAUAUUAUGGUCAAAGACAGGCAGUCUAGCAGAUAUUAAGACGAAGUCCUCAAUGCAGUUGUUAUAAUUUAUUUCAUCUAGUGUAUAAGCUACUUCUGAAAAUACCACUCCAGUUAUAUAUGAAUACAACUCAUUUAACAACUACAGUAUGUGGAUUAAAAAGUCUACAAGUGCAGUGAUUUCUUACAAUGUAGCAAAAAUCUAAGCAAUAUGUUCCAAUACACAACAGCCUUCUGCCCUUCUCAUGAACUUUCAUCCAUUAAGAUGAUAUUCAUAACAAAUACAUUAAAAUUAUAAGAAUCUAGAAUCUUAAACUGCAGACAAGUUCCAGCAGUCACUUUCAUCAUCCAUUAAAAUGUAAAUGUUUGUUGUUAAAUAAAAAUAUAAAGAAUAUUUAUUUGAAAUACGUCAACCCUGCUGGCAGUGGUUUCGGAGCUGAGGAGAGACCACUGCGAGCAAACAAACGACUUUCUAUCGAGCAUGCACGAAGAUCACGUUGUACGUCACUAAUUUGACUUCAUUUCCUGUAGUUUGACAGUUUGUUAUCUGUACAUAAACAAGCGUGGCAUAGUACUGUUUUACUUGUUGUCUGUCAGUUUUAAUCGAAUGACUUUUUAUUCUACAUGCGAUUCACAAUUUAUGUAUCAGUUUUAAUAUUAUUAUUGUCAGUAGUAAAAUCUUUUGAAAUCGGUGCCUCACCCUACAGCUACAAAUUGUGCAUUUGAAUUCCUGUUAUAUCAUUUAAAAUUCUUGUAUUUAUCCAAUCAAUAUCAAUUUUUAAAAUUCGAUCUGCAAACUUUAUUUGUGUUACUUAAACGUUGGAGAUUGUGUUAACACUUUCAAUAAAUUCCAAUUUCCAAAGUUUCCAAAUAAUAUAAUAUAAUAAUGUUUUCAAUUACUGUUUGACAAUUAUUGCAAUUUUUGAUGUACAAAUUUCAACUGAUCAAAGAUUGUUGUGACGGCACUACUGUUUCUGUAAAAGGUUGAUUUUUGUUGCACUGUGUGAAUUUAUAGUUACUCUGUUGAACUGUAGGCGGUUUUCAAGUCAUCUUAAUGUAUAAUUUCAAACAUUUUAUUCAAUAUUUUGUAAAGUUAUGAUAUUUUGUAAAAGGUAGUUUAUUAAUAGCAUGUUACUAUAUUUAGAGCGUGAUUGUGUUGUUUUUGUACAACUGGCUUGCAUUUUACCAGCAAUACACAACAACAACAAAAACUUGUUUUACCGGUUUCUCAUUUCAUGUAUUAACGUCCAUGAAUAUGAACGGCAGCUACAUGAAAUGAUUGUUCUUUUGUUCACAGUGGUUUCUCCUCAGCUCAGCUAGAAACCACUGCUCGCAGGGUAAAAUAUGUCUAUUUUGGUUUCAAAUCUAAUGAAAUGGUGCAUAGAAUACACUGAAUUUUGUUUAGUGAUCAAAUUUAAACAUAAGAUGAUUCCCAGUGUUUGCGUGCAGAAAAUAUUUUUGUUGGCUUUGUGGUCCCAGAAAAUAAAAUAUUUUAUGCAGCCCUGAUUAUUUUAUUGGACAAGUGCAGCUCAAGAGAUUGAGAUGUGUAAAACACUUCUCACUGUUCUGAAAAUAUGAGUCAAUCCCUUCCAUCAUAGAUGAAGCUAAAGCUAUUGGUGGGGAAUGUGCAAUACCCCUGAGCCUAACUUCUCCUGUUUAUAGGAUAAGAUCCCACUUCAGUGAUACAGAAGUUGAUGUCUCUAAAUUCACCAAGGAUUUUGUUGUGAAAGUGUGUGACAAGAUUUCAGCGGAGAUGAUUUUGAGAUUCCCUCCCGAGAACAUGGUUAUUUUGAAAGGCAUGAAUUCCUUGAAUGCAACCAGUGCAAGGUACCUUGAUGAACAACUGCUAUCACAGUUGGUAGAUCACUACGGCACUGAUAUUUUGGAUUUAAAUAAAACACUGCUUCAGCUUGAGGUACAGAAAUUCAAACUGCAGUGUGACCCCAACAUUCAGCUCAAUGCAACCAACGUGGAUCCAAAGUUCUACCCGAACUUGAUGAAACUUUUCCACUUAAAGUGA